CAUUGUUACAACAGCCUGGAGUUCGGAUCCAUAUGGCGCAGUAAUAUUCGCGGAGGGACAACCAAUGAUGUCUGCCCGUCCUUUCGAUUUUGGAGGUGGAAUAGUGAACCCCAAUAAAGCAGUGGACCCUGGUCUUGUAUACGACAUGGGGAUGGCAGAUUAUAUUCAGUAUUUCUGUGCGAAGGGCUAUAACAACUCCGCCAUCUCGGGGAUUACCAAGAGGUCCAUAUCUUGCCCCAAAAGACGACCAUCUAUUUUGGAUAUAAACGUGCCAUCCAUAACAAUUCCCAGCCUUACUCACCCGGUAAGUCUCACCAGAACUGUCACAAAUGUGGGUGCGAUCAAUUCCUCAUACAAGGCUGCCAUUGAGGCCCCGCCCGGCAUCACCAUAGCCGUAAAGCCUCGUAUACUAAAAUUCAACCACAAGAUGAAGAGCAUCUCCUUCACCGUUACUAUCUCUUCUAAUCACAGAGUAACAACCGGAUACUGUUUUGGAAGCUUGACUUGGCUGGAUGGAGUUCAUUCCGUUAGGAUCCCAGUUUCUGUAAGAACUAACAUUUGACGUUCACUUGAUAAUCAGUAAUCAGUGGCCAGUCAAAUGGACGUGUUUGUACGACCAAUAUCAUGUAGUAUAUGAAUAAAGUAUAGACAGACUUUUAAGAAA
Molecule: messenger RNA, 664 nt
Organism: Cucurbita moschata (crookneck pumpkin)
Lineage: Eukaryota; Viridiplantae; Streptophyta; Magnoliopsida; Cucurbitales; Cucurbitaceae
Product: subtilisin-like protease SBT3.3
Exons: 2
Coding region: 65-562 (165 amino acids)
Biological process (GO): proteolysis
Molecular function (GO): serine-type endopeptidase activity
Source: RefSeq, a predicted model, not a curated record